Pelmatolapia mariae (spotted tilapia) is the source of this 2824-nucleotide messenger RNA. It is a transcript of the gene amt, whose product is annotated as aminomethyltransferase. Gene Ontology annotation, cellular component: mitochondrion. The record is from RefSeq and is a predicted model, not a curated record. NCBI's taxonomy places the organism in Eukaryota, Metazoa, Chordata, Actinopteri, Cichliformes, Cichlidae. The coding region runs from base 123 to 1379 and encodes 418 amino acids. The transcript is spliced from 9 exons. Gene Ontology annotation, molecular function: protein binding; aminomethyltransferase activity. Gene Ontology annotation, biological process: glycine catabolic process.
UUUGCUAGGUGAGCGCACACUGCACUGAGUGAAGAGUCCUAAGAGUUGAGAAACACAGCGGAAGUGUUACUCCGUCAGGAGCAGCGAGAGUGCGUGCUGAAUUUAGCGGGGACUCAGGUGUCAUGAUGUGGGCUCGGUUGACGGUUGGAGCCGGGGCUUCGGGGCUCGGGUUGCGGGCUGCAGGGGACGGUUUGCUGCGGUUCGUUGGAGCUGGAUGUGCGGGGAGGAGGCAGCAACAGAGCCGGGCUGCCAGCACAGAGACUGCCUUGAAGAAGACUCCACUAUUUGACUUCCACAGGGAGCAGGGGGGAAAGAUGGUGGAGUUUGCAGGCUGGAGUAUGCCCGUUCAGUAUAAAGACAGUCACAUUGCCUCUCACAUGCACACCAGAGAGCACUGCUCCAUCUUUGAUGUCAGCCACAUGUUGCAGACCAACAUCCACGGCAAAGACAGGGUGAAGUUCAUGGAGUCACUGGUGGUUGCAGACAUCGCAGAACUCAAGGACAACCAGGGCACGUUGACCCUCUUCACUAAUGAGAAAGGUGGGAUUAUUGAUGACCUCAUUGUGACAAAGACGGACCAGGGCUACCUCUACGUUGUCUCCAACGCCGGCUGUGCUGACAAGGACUCUGCUCAUAUGAAGGCCAGACUGGCAGAGUUCAAAUAUGCAGGUUUUGAUGUGGAUCUGGAGUUUCUUGAUUGCGCACUGAUUGCUGUGCAAGGUCCCACUAUGUCUCAGGUGCUCCAGGCGGGAUUGAAGGAGGACCUCAGUAAGCUAACUUUCAUGACCUCUGUCCUGGCCACGGUGUUCGGUGUCCCUGACUGCAGAGUAACUCGAUGUGGAUACACUGGAGAGGACGGGGUGGAGAUCUCCGUCCCUGAGUCCAGAGUGGUGGAGCUGACGGAGAAGCUACUGACCAACAGUGAGGUGAAGCUGGCCGGGCUGGGAGCUAGGGACAGCCUACGACUGGAGGCGGGGCUUUGUCUUUAUGGCAAUGACAUCGAUGAGACCACUACACCUGUGGAGGCCACGCUUGUCUGGACCAUAGGAAAGCGCAGACGCCAGGCCAAAGAUUUCCCCGGUGCUGACAUCAUCGUACCUCAGAUCAAAGCCAAGACAGCCAGGAAGAGAGUGGGUCUGGUGUCCACCGGCCCCCCAGUCCGGCAGCACACGCCUAUUCUCAGCCCUGAUGGAAAGGUCAUAGGUGAGGUGACCAGCGGCUGCCCCUCUCCCUGCCUGAAAAAGAACAUUGCCAUGGGUUACGUGGAUGCAGCGUUCGCCAAAAAUGGAACAGCCAUCCAGGUCGAGGUCAGGAAAAAGGCAGUGCCGGCCACCGUCAGCAAGAUGCCCUUUGUACCCACCAAGUACUAUACUGGUUAGGAGAGACACUUGUAUGGCGAGUAUAGGUGCUGCUGAGCGUUCCUUCAAACGAUCCCGUAUUUGCCAGCACUGCCCCCUCAUUCUUAGCCCACAAUUUAAAAUGUACAAAUCUUCACUGGUGAGUCCAAGAGAGGAAAAAUUGGUCCAAAGAUUACUACUGACUAUUGAUCGGUCACUGUAACGCACAAAUAUAUGAAGUUUAAAGUAGUCACAGUGUUCAUAUUCAGAGUCACCAGGGCUGCUGCUUUGAGGAUGGACAUUAUAGGAGCUCAUGUAGAAAACAGGGUGUCCAGAUGACCCUCUUUAUAAUGGACUGCAAAGCAUUUUUAUCCCUUGUCCCCCCGUCCCAUAUAUUAAGAGUGUGUCCCACAUUUUGACUGGCUCUGCAGGAUGUGCACGUCUAUAAAGUCUGGCUUUUAAUCAAACUAUCUGAAGACAGCAGGGAAGGCCUUGUCUUAUAUUCAAGUUGAAGUUAGUCCCACGUAGAGUCAUGUAGCUCUGCCCAUCAGGGAAAGAUGAUUUUCGUAAAUGUGAUGGAAACUGCCACAAAGAAAAUUAUUACGUUAAACUGGGAAAUUCAAUUUUUGUCCAGCUAAAAAGUUCCACACCGUCUCGUUUUUUGGAAUCUGGUCACCCUACAUAGAAAGACUUUACACAGACUGCCAGUCCUUAUUUAAUAAUUCAGUAUUAUGCAUGCAUCUGGUUAAGAAAUUCAUGGUGCACUAACAUGGGUUCCCCUGCGGAUGAUGGGGCUGAGAAAUUGUUCACGUUGUUCCGAGACCAAGUUGUUUUUUUUGUUUGUUUAAUGAAAUACUUUGCCGCGCUUUUAUUUUUCCAGUGGGAGUAACAAAGAUGUAAACACUAGCAUUUCACUUUUUAUUGCUAACAAAACAUGAAAUCGUUUCAGUUUGUCACUGUUGGACCAAAACAGAAACUGCACACGACACAUUUCUCUUUUUAAGGUUUUCUGAAUGUCAUAAACCAAAUUUCCAGUGACCAUGGUUUUAUAAAAUGCCUGAUUUGUAAACAGGGGCGACUUAUUGUCCUUCCAUGCAAAAUGUCUCUGUCUGAAGUGUUGUAGUUGUGUUUGUGGUAUUGAGUUUUUUAUGUUCACUUUCUUUUUUUACUCUUGGUUUGGUGAUUCAUAAAGAAAUCAUAAGAUAAAAACACUUUGCACCUGGGCAACAUGUGGUAGAAGACUAACUUGAAAAGAUGUUAAUUGUAAUUAUUUUCUGUUUUCUGUCUGCUUCUAAUGAAAUCUUAAUUAUCAAAUGGUACACUGGCUUAUGACUUAUGUAUGUCUUUCCAAACUACUGACUCUUAGGUUCUCUUGAAUAUUUGCUGUAUGUGAGUUUGUACUAAUAAUUGGACUAAUUGUGGAGUUUUUGUAAACAUUUUCUAUUGAUAUGAGGUCUUUUCUUCAAUAAAGGUGAUUUUGUUCAGUC